Volvox carteri f. nagariensis is the source of this 799-nucleotide messenger RNA. RefSeq lists its product as uncharacterized. Bases 46 to 690 code for a protein of 214 amino acids. The record is from RefSeq and is a predicted model, not a curated record. Lineage: Eukaryota; Viridiplantae; Chlorophyta; Chlorophyceae; Chlamydomonadales; Volvocaceae. The transcript is spliced from 8 exons. Gene Ontology annotation, molecular function: peptidyl-prolyl cis-trans isomerase activity.
AGUACAUCAUUUAUCUUAUAUUGGUGUCAAUAAAGGAAAAGGAAGAUGGCGCUGGUCACCCAAAAGGCGUUCUGCUCGCCACAGGCUCAUGUCGGUGGCCGGACACGCUUGAGGGCCGUACGGGUCUGCUGCCAGUCUCGGCCAGAGCAAGCGGCCGAUGCACCGCGGAGGAAUCUGCUGCAGAAGUCCGUGGCGCUUGUGGCUGCGGCAGCGGUGCUAGCAGGGUCGCAGUCCGCCGCGGCGUUGGCGGCCUCCCUUCCCCCCCAGGACAUCAAGGUGCUCUGCGAUGUGGAGUGCUCCGCCGCGCUGGAGGCUGUGGAGGCCGUCACACUGCCCUCGGGCCUCAAGUACAAAGAUAUCUCCCCUGGAAGCGGCCCCAGCCCGCCGGUUGGCUUCCAGGUUGUGGCGAAUUACGUGGCCAUGACACCUAACCUUCGGGUCUUUGAUAGCAGCUUGGAGAAGGGCAAGCCGUACGACAUUCGGGUGGGUGCGGGCCAGAUAAUCAAGGGCCUGGAUGAGGGGCUCUUGGGGAUGAAGCCCGGGGGCAUCCGCAGGCUUUACAUUCCGGGAGACCUGGCCUUCCCUAAGGGGCUCAAGGCCGCUCCGGGCAGGCCUGCUGUACCGCCCGCAACCCCGGUCGUGUUCGACGUACAGCUGCUGUACAUCCCCGGCUUGGAGGGUGACGAGUGAACGGCAAGACGGCGGGUCGUCGGGAUAUCGCACUGGGCCGGGCGGGCGGGCGCCGUCGGGGCGUGGGUCUCGUACAUGUGUGCCAUUGAUGUAAGAUGAUGAACAAACG